Molecule: messenger RNA, 1601 nt
Organism: Elephantulus edwardii (Cape elephant shrew)
Lineage: Eukaryota; Metazoa; Chordata; Mammalia; Macroscelidea; Macroscelididae
Product: TAR DNA-binding protein 43-like
Exons: 1
Coding region: 34-1278 (414 amino acids)
Biological process (GO): regulation of gene expression
Cellular component (GO): nucleoplasm
Molecular function (GO): RNA binding
Source: RefSeq, a predicted model, not a curated record
GUUUGCAAGCAGUGAUCUAGGCGAAAAACCAACAUGUCUGAGUAUAUUCGGGUGACUGAAGAUGAGAAUGACGAACCCAUUGAAAUACCAUCAGAAGAUGAUGGCACAGUGCUGCUGUCAACGGUCACGGCCCAGUUUCCAGGGGCUUGUGGCCUGCGCUACAGGAAUCCCGUAUCUCAGUGUAUGAGAGGGGUCCGACUAGUAGAAGGGAUUCUGCACGCCCCAGACGCUGGCUGGGGAAAUCUGGUCUACGUUGUCAAUUAUCCCAAAGAUAACAAAAGAAAAAUGGAUGAGACAGAUGCUUCAUCAGCAGUAAAAGUGAAAAGAGCAGUCCAGAAAACAUCUGAUUUCAUAGUGUUGGGUCUGCCAUGGAAAACAACCGAACAAGGUCUAAAAGAAUAUUUUAGUACUUUUGGAGAAGUUCUAGUGGUUCAGGUCAAAAAAGAUCUUAAAACUGGUCAUUCCAAAGGAUUUGGCUUUGUUCGUUUUACGGAAUAUGAAACCCAGGUGAAAGUAAUGUCACAGCGACAUAUGACAGAUGGACGGUGGUGUGACUGUAAACUUCCUAAUUCUAAGCAAAGCCCAGAUGAGCCUUUAAGGAGUAGGAAGGUGUUUGUUGGACGUUGUACUGAAGAUAUGACUGCUGAGGAGUUAGAGCAGUUCUUUUGCCAGUAUGGAGAAGUCGUGGAUGUCUUCAUUCCCAAACCAUUCAGGGCUUUUGCCUUUGUUACUUUUGCAGAUGACCAGGUUGCCCAGUCUCUUUGUGGAGAGGACUUGAUCAUUAAGGGAAUCAGCGUACAUAUAUCCAAUGCUGAACCUAAGCACAAUAGCAAUAGACAGUUAGAAAGAAGUGGAAGAUUUGGUGGUAAUCCAGGUGGUUUUGGAAAUCAGGGUGGAUUUGGUAAUAGUCGAGGGGGUGGAACUGGCUUGGGAAAUAAUCAAGGUAGUAAUAUGGGUGGAGGGAUGAAUUUUGGGGCUUUCAGUAUUAAUCCAGCAAUGAUGGCUGCGGCCCAAGCAGCACUGCAGAGCAGCUGGGGUAUGAUGGGCAUGUUAGCCAGUCAGCAAAACCAGUCAGGCCCUUCAGGUAAUAAUCAAAAUCAAGGCAACAUGCAGAGGGAGCCAAAUCAGGCCUUUGGUUCCGGAAAUAACUCUUACAGUGGCUCUAAUUCUGGUGCAGCAAUUGGCUGGGGAUCAACAUCAAAUGCAGGGUCAGGCAGUGGUUUUAAUGGAGGCUUUGGUUCGAGCAUGGAUUCCAAGUCAUCUGGCUGGGGAAUGUAGACAGGGGUGCUGUUUGAUUGAUAUAGACUGGAAGAAUUCAAAUUUUUCUAGACUCAUGGUAAGUAUAUUGUAAGAUAUAUAUGUACUAAAAAUUUUCAAAAUUGGUUUGUUCAGUGUGGAGUAUAUCAGCAGUAUUUUUGACAUUUUUCUUUAGAAAAAGAGGAAGAACUAAAGGAAUUUUAUAAGUUUUGUUACUUAAAAAGGUUGAAAUACUUGAGUGAUUGAAAGUGAACUGCUGUUUGCCUGAUUGGUAAACCAACACACUACAAUUAAUAUCAAAAGGUUUCUCCUGUAUCCCUGGACUUGUCAAGUGAAUUCUUUGC